CCUUUCCCCCCUCGAUCGUUGAAGUGAUCCCUCAAAGAAAGCAACAUGGCGGAAUCGGACACCCAGACAAUCCUCGUUGCAGCUGUACAAGCAGAACCAGAAUGGUUAGAUCUACAAGCUGCAGUCAACAAGACAUGCUCUCUCAUCCGAGACGCCGCUCAGCGGGGAGUACGGUUGAUUGCCUUUCCUGAAUGUUGGAUACCAGGGUAUCCGGCUUGGAUAUGGACCAGACCAGUCGACAUGGAGCGAUCCGUCGCAUACAUCCGCAACUCCCUACGCUACGACUCCCCCGAAAUAGAGAAAAUCCGCACCUGCGCGCUCGAAAACAAAAUCAACGUCGCUCUGGGAUUUUCAGAAAACGACCACGGAUCUCUCUACAUCGCGCAGUGCCUUAUAACCGACGAUGGAGAGAUCAAGGCAAAGCGUCGCAAGUUUAAACCCACGCAUAUGGAACGUACCAUCUUUGGGGAUUGCACGGGGGAUUCGUUGUUGAAUGUGGUUGAUACGAGUGUUGGGAGGGUAGGCGCGCUGUCGUGCUGGGAGCAUCUUAAUCCGUUGUUGAAGUAUCAUACUUUUCAUCAGCGGGAGUUGUUUCAUGUGGCUGCGUGGCCGCCGGUGCAUCAUCAUUCUGGGGGGUCGGAGUUUUUUAGUAUGUCGCGGGAAGGAACUCGUAUCCUCUCUCAGACGUAUGCCAUCGAGUCAUCAACUUUCGUAAUCCAUACGACUUCCCUAAUAUCCGAGAAAGGCAUCAAAACAAUGGGAACUGGCGAUGGUUCUUUAAUGAACGUUCCAGGAGGCGGAUCAUCCGCAAUCUUUGGCCCCGAUGGCAGACAACUCACAGACGACCUCCCCGAACACGAGGAGAAUCUUGUUAUCGCCGAAGUCAAUACAGACAAAAUACUCGAGACCCGGUGUUUCGUCGACUCGUGUGGCCACUACAGUCGGCCGGAUCUGCUCUGGUUGGGCGUUGAUUUGGAGGCGAAGAAGCGAGUCCGCAGUCAGAGCUCGCCCUCAGCACACCAGCAAGACACUUGAUUAUGGAUAGUCUACCAAACUAAUAGACAAGAAAUCAAGUGAUUUAUUCCUUUCUGAAUUAGGAGUUACUAUCUGUACCAAUAACCCGAAGAUGUCCGUUUAGCUACAACGCCUAAGUCCCGAAACUUCAGCAAAAAGUACCCGACUUCUCUACGCUGACGGACAAAGGCCCAAGCAUGGGUAUUUAUUCUAUUUAUUAAACUUAUAAUUUGAAGGUAAAGCUGGAACAGAGUGGUGACUUUCACCUUGAUCUUCCAGGUAGAUACCACGAUGGUUGUGUGUCCCACAGACAAGUUUAAUAUGCAGC
Messenger RNA from Aspergillus glaucus CBS 516.65, 1342 nucleotides. RefSeq names its product carbon-nitrogen hydrolase family protein. The record is from RefSeq and is a predicted model, not a curated record. Bases 46 to 1035 code for a protein of 329 amino acids. The transcript has 3 exons. Gene Ontology annotation, molecular function: catalytic activity. NCBI's taxonomy places the organism in Eukaryota, Fungi, Ascomycota, Eurotiomycetes, Eurotiales, Aspergillaceae.